UCUGUGAUUUGGGAAUUGUUUGUUCCCUGUGAUGCCACUAGAUGUCCUACAAGCAAACACCAGCUGUAGCUGCUGCUGCUGAUAGAGUCUUUACUGGCAGAGUCCAUCUCCCUCUGUUACAUGUUACACCCAGUUUAAUGGGCUAAUAAGCGGCCACCGCCUUAUGAAUAUUGAUCGCUCACUCUGGUGUAUUAGUGCUUAUUGAUGCCGCGGUGCUCAGAGGAGAAAACAAUCAUGUGCUGAGAUCUGUGCGUCAUCGGGACCCCGGCUGGUGGUGGUGUGUGGAGGUGGUGGUGGUGUGUGCUGCUGCUGCUUCUCCGUCGAGUCUCAGACCGGAGUGAGAGGGUCAGUCAGUGCACACACACACACACCGAUCAGCGAUCACCGAUCAGCAGCAGUUCAUUGAUUAGCGGAUUGAUUGGCAGGAGCGCCUCCUGAACCCGGAUGACCUCCGGAGUGACGGGAGGAGGAGGAGAUGCGCAUUAUCUGCAGGUACUCUAGCGCUGUCGUAAAAACGGGAGUCCGGAGUCACAGCUAUCGUUAAAGCGAUGCCAGGGGUAACCAAGUACAAUCUAGUGGAUGACGCGCACGAUCUGAGGAUCCCCAUGCACAACGACGAGGUGUUUAAGCAUGGGGUCUGCUUCGAGGCAAAGUACAUUGGCAGUCUGGAGGUGGGUCGCCCCGGCAGCCGGAUGGAGAUAGUCGCGGCGAUGAGGAGAAUCAGAUAUGAAUUCAAACUGAAGAAUAUAAAGAAAAAGAAGGUCAACAUUGUCGUAUCCACCGAUUUUGUCAAAGUGCUUUUGCGCAAAAAGAGGAAGAGAAAAGGGUGGUCAUGGGAUGACAAUACCAUCAUGGUGACACAGGAUCCCAUCUACAGGAUCUUCUACGUCUCACAUGACGCCCAAGACCUGAAGAUCUUCAGUUACAUAGCGAGAGAUGGACAGAGCAACGUCUUCCGCUGCAACGUGUUCAAGUCGAAGAGGAAAUCUCAGGCCAUGAGGAUCGUGCGGACGGUGGGUCAGGCGUUCGAUGUGUGUCACCAGCUGACCCUGCAGCAGAAAAGCGAUGACCAGGAGGACGAGGAGGGGAAGGCGGAGGAAUCGGAGGCAGUGCCAGCAAAGAAGAGGUUUGCAUUGUCAGAGGAGACCGACCUUGAAGCCACUACAGAGGAGAGCAUUGAGUGCGUCUCCUCGUCAGACCUGGAGAAGAGUAAAAAGGACGAGGCCCUCGAUAACAAUGAGAAGGAAUCUGGUGACCCAUCUCUGCUGCUAAGCUCCCCCAUCCUCGGAGCCUCUUUGUCGGGUCAGUCGGCAGAAGAGGCUCCAGAGCACCAGGUCCAGCUCCUCCAGAAGCAACUGCAGCAGCAGGAACAACAGGCACUGGCAGCUUCAGAGCAGGUCCAUGUACUCCAGGAGCAGCUGUCAGUGGAGGUGUGUGCGCGGACUGAGACCCAGUCCAGAGUGCAGAGGCUGCUGCAGCAGAACACCGACCUGCUGCAGCACAUUUCCCUGCUGGUUAAACAGAUCCAGGAGCUGGAGCUCAAAGCUGCUGGCCACUUAACAUCCAUGGGCUCCCAGGAUAGUCUUCUGGAGAUCACUUUCCGCGCCAAGCCCCCCAGCUUUUCUUCAUCUACAGGCCAUUUUGCAGCUCAAUCCCAGGUCCAGAUUAGCGACAAUCCCUGGGUCUCCGCCCUCCCCGGGCCGUGCUCUCCAGGCACCGUGGGCGCCGACGUCAGCCCCCUGGGGCUCAGCGGCAGCGGGGUUCGCCUCGAGUGUUUCCGCUUCUCGUCCCGCGGGCCGGCGGACAGCCAGGAGCAGGGCCACGACACGGGGGAGACUCCCAGCGAUGAAAGCUCGCUGCUGGGGGAGCAGGUCCUGGGAGCCCUGGAGCUGCUCCGGUUCAGGGAGUCAGGGAUCGGGUCCGAGUACGAAUCGAACACGGAUGAGAGCGACGACCGGGACAGCUGGGGUCACGGGGAGGGAGUGGUGGGGGUUGACGGUGCCGCUCGACUCUUAAACGUGCUGAACGCGGAGAGUCUUUCAGACAGCUUGGGGGAUGAGAUGGCUGUGUAGUGGUGCUCUUAAAUCUGCACAAGGCAACAUUGCACUUAUGCACCAAACUGAUGGGAAACAGCUGAAAUUCAGAAUCUGAAGGACUUCAUUACACAGAAAUCAUGUAUCGUGACAUCAGUAAACUGCAGCGCUCAUGCAACGCUGUUCUGUUUUGAUUUCCUGUGCACUGAGAAAAUAUACCACUAUGUAUGAGUGGUGGGAUAUUAAGUAUAAUUGAACUGAUUAAUUUGAUCCUAAUGUCUAAGUUCACUCCAUUGCAGCUCCAAAACAAAAACGGUGUACUUCUAGAUAGGAGUUUGGCACGGUGCAGCUUCAUUCAAACCUUGGACUGUCAGAUUGUGUUUCAGGCGCCGUCUCUCUGAACAUCUCUGCUGUCUGUUAGUAUGUACGUUACAUGAUGAUGAUGAUUGUCGUACCUUACAUCCGUUUGGUCCUCUGACUCGCUGCUGGGCUUGUCACACUGUGGUCGUGUCUGUGUUUAUGGAGUUGUGACGCAUCCGAAAUGGACGUGGUGGUCAUUUUUUGCUGUUUUUCUGAUGAAGAUCUGUGAAGAAAAGACCCCUUUGUCAAGUCUGUCUGGUUAUGCUAACACAUUUUUUGGAGUGUGAAAAUUACUGUGCUUGCUAUGACACGUAAUCUGUAAUUAAUUACACAUGGGUUUAAAAAUGAGCAUGUUUCUCUCAUAGUCUGAUUUCUCUUUUCAAUACAUUGUAUAUAAUUUGCAUAUGCAUAAAACACAUAGCAUGAUUUUAUUCAUCCUGUUUUCAUAUUAUUGAAGAACACUUUCUGAUUGGGUAACGCUGUGUCUCAGAUGGAAACAUGUCACUGUGUGCAGGUGCUGCUACAACCUUGUCCCCUAGGUAUUAUUUGUUAAUGUCGUACUGCGGCAACCGUAAACUGCUCGGUCACUGUUGCUCCACCCUUCAGAGGAAUUGCUCAGAAAGUCCUGAAGUAUUUCAGAGAAAGAUGGAGGCGUACGCGACUCCUGGACUACCUUCAUAUUGUUCUGGCCAGCUGUCGCACCAGCUCCACCUCGCUGACUGAGAGCCAGAUCUCUGAAUCACUGUAUUGGGGGACGUGUCUUUGAGCUCUUUCCAAAAUCGAUUAAUCUUUUCCUGGCCCUCCUCUCUCCCUCUUUUUCCUGAAGCUCAUCACCUCUUCCCCGCUCUCACAAUCUGUCUGCUGUAUCCAUACGUCUCCGUUGAUCCCUGCCAUUCCUCUCCAAGGUUAUGUCUGUUCACAUGAAGUGUACUAAAAAUUAAAGUGCACUUAUAUCGAUGUUUCUCCA
Molecule: messenger RNA, 3360 nt
Organism: Sebastes umbrosus (honeycomb rockfish)
Lineage: Eukaryota; Metazoa; Chordata; Actinopteri; Perciformes; Sebastidae
Product: carboxyl-terminal PDZ ligand of neuronal nitric oxide synthase protein-like
Exons: 10
Coding region: 549-2072 (507 amino acids)
Molecular function (GO): nitric-oxide synthase binding
Source: RefSeq, a predicted model, not a curated record